Hemiscyllium ocellatum (epaulette shark) is the source of this 3486-nucleotide messenger RNA. Its product is annotated as prolyl 4-hydroxylase subunit alpha-1-like. Gene Ontology annotation, cellular component: endoplasmic reticulum. The record is from RefSeq and is a predicted model, not a curated record. NCBI's taxonomy places the organism in Eukaryota, Metazoa, Chordata, Chondrichthyes, Orectolobiformes, Hemiscylliidae. The coding region runs from base 225 to 1850 and encodes 541 amino acids. The transcript is spliced from 16 exons. Gene Ontology annotation, biological process: peptidyl-proline hydroxylation to 4-hydroxy-L-proline. Gene Ontology annotation, molecular function: iron ion binding; L-ascorbic acid binding; protein binding.
CACGGGGCUUGGUCAGGCUUGUGGGCUUGAAGCUAGAGGAGGCCCCAAUGAGGGAGGAGGAGGCGGAUUGAGGCGCAGAGGAAAGGCCGAGUUUCCCUUGAGAAGAUGGUCAGCUGCCUUUUUGAAUGGAAAGGAAAAGAAACAAACACAAUACAUGAACAGAAAAUCUCUGGAAAAUACCUCAAGCUCCUCAGAGCACCAGUAAAGUGCCCAGUUGCCAAGCCAUGGCAUGUAUAAAGAUUUGGUGCAUAUUGGGACUAGGAGUCCUGGUUUCUCUCACUCGGGCUCAUAAUGAUUUCUUCACAUCCAUUGGUCAGAUGACUGAUUUGUUGUACACUGAGAAAGAUCUGGUGACUUCAUUGAAAGAUUACAUCAAAGCGGAAGAGCGCAAACUGGGUGAAAUCAAACGAUGGGCAGAAAAAUUGGAUCAACUUACUGAGACAGCGACAAAAGAUCCAGAGGGUUUCCUUGGGCACCCAGUGAAUGCUUUUAAAUUGAUGAAACGACUGAACACAGAAUGGAUGGAGCUGGAGAACUUGGUCCUCAAAGACAUGUCAGAUGGAUUCAUUUCCAAUCUCACCAUUCAGAGACAGCACUUGCCAAAUGAUGAAGACCAGACUGGAGCUGCAAAGGCUCUGAUACGUCUCCAGGACACGUACAAUUUAGACGCAGAGACCAUCUCUCGGGGCAACUUGCCAGGUGUGAAGCAUAAAACAUCGCUCACGGCAGAAGAUUGCUACGAGUUAGGCAAAGUAGCCUACUCGGAUACAGAUUACUACCACACCGAGCUGUGGAUGGAGCAGGCACUGAAACAGCUAGAUGCAGGCGAGGAUUCUAAUGUAAACAAAAUCACCAUACUGGACUACCUGAGCUAUGCAGUGUAUCAGCAAGGAGAUCUGGACAAGGCAAUGGAGCUCACAAAGAGGCUGCUGACAUUGGAUCCUGAGCACCAGCGAGCAAAUGGAAAUCUGAAGUAUUUUGAAUAUAUGAUGGCUGAUCAGAAAAAUGAAAAGUCAAACAUCGCUCAGAAGACGGAAGGAAACAAAUCAGGAGAUGUUACAAAGACCAAGCGAGAGCGCGUCAAAGAUUACCUACCAGAGAGGCAGAAAUAUGAAAAGCUGUGCCGAGGCGAAGGUAUCAAACUGACACCUCGAAGACAGAAAAGGCUCUUUUGCCGUUAUUCAGAUGCAGACAGAAAUCCUUUGUACAUUCUGAGACCUGUGAAGCAGCAAGAUGAAUGGGACAAACCUCGGAUUAUCCGUUACAUUGAUAUAAUUUCUGACGAGGAAAUUGAGCGAGUGAAGGAGUUGGCAAAGCCAAGGCUGAGACGAGCCACCAUUUCUAACCCAAUAACUGGAGUGUUGGAGACAGCUCAUUACAGAAUAAGUAAAAGUGCAUGGUUGUCAGGAUAUGAAGACCCCGUGAUUAAUCGGAUUAACCAGAGGAUACAAGACCUGACAGGGCUUGAUGUUUCCACAGCCGAGGAGCUGCAGGUGGCCAAUUAUGGGGUAGGAGGCCAAUACGAGCCUCACUUUGACUUUGGACGGAAAGAUGAGCCAGAUGCAUUCAAAGAGUUGGGGACUGGAAACAGAAUUGCUACCUGGUUAUUUUACAUGAGUGAUGUAGCAGCCGGUGGAGCCACAGUUUUUCCUGAAGUAGGAGCAGCAGUGUGGCCACAAAAGGGCACAGCAGUAUUUUGGUACAAUCUGUUUCCCAGUGGAGAAGGUGAUUACAGCACCCGACAUGCAGCUUGUCCAGUAUUAGUGGGAAACAAAUGGGUGUCUAAUAAAUGGAUCCAUGAACGUGGGCAGGAAUUCCGAAGAAGAUGUAACUUGUCCGAGUGGGAUUGAUGUUCCCUAUGCCAUAUGUGAAUUGCACCCUCUAGCCACACCAUCUCCACUACAACACGGUUUCUGUUCAGACUCUUAACAUCACUCGCUGUCUUCGCAACCCUCCUGCCUGCUGCCGACUCCACCCACCCAUCUAGAAUCCGUCUGAUGUGAAGGUUUCGUUGUUACCUGCUAUAUGAAGACUUGAAGACGGUUCUUGUUUUAUAAUCCUAUCUGUUGACCGGUUUUAUUGAAGCAGAGUUGGGCUGGUUAGAGAACUGGAAAUGUUCCUUAAAAUCAUAAAUUUUCUACUAUAAUUGCAUUUCUCCUUAAUUUUAUUUUUUAAGAAAAAUGUUUGCUAAAGGCUCUAUUCAGCAAAUUGAUUUAUAAAGGGUGAUUUUGCAACGCUGAGAUACUGACAUGAAACUAAAAGCAUGAGAUCCAUCCUUGGAGCAAGGAUUAUGGAGUCAUUCCCUCUGAAGUAUGUUUUACUUGGGUACCUGUUACAUCAUGUGCCUUUCAGGGAUUGUUCUGUUGGAAAUUGGUUCUCAGCAUUUGGUCCGGUCUUAUGAAAUGCUUCCCUGAAAGAGCAAGGAGUUUGCUUUUCAAGGCUUCCUGAUUAAUGAAGUGUUUUCUUCCAGAACUGGAGUUGUUGUAGCUAUGUUUGUUAGAUUAGGGUACUGUUAAUGAUGUAGAUUUUGAAGCCACAUAUGUUCACUGAAAGAUAGAUGUUGACUUUAUUAGCCUUUUAAGUCCUUAUAUUAAAUGUAAGAAAAUAGUCUGCAUUUUGAAACUUUUCAAAAGACAGUUGAGCACCACAAAGAUUCAUUGAUCAGGGCAUUUAUUCCCCCCUUAGUAACGAGUGAAUUAUGUCAGAGAUAUUUAGUUUUGCAAUUGUAAAGAGAGAGAGAUGUGAAAUUACUUAUUUAAAUAAGGUGGCUGUUUUUCUACUGCAUUCUAACAUAUGUAUGGAGUAUACCAGUAAUAACUCUCCCAAUGUGAUGCACUGUUUUUGUGUGGUAUACUCCGACAACAAGACUUGAUGCAGUUUUGCAAAAAACACUACAUCACUCCUGACCUUUUGUUGUGUCCUUGUAUAGCUACCAUUUGCUGCUCUUUCUAACUGUUGACCAUCAACUCUGCCGUUGAAACGUGUGAUACAGAUCAUGUGGCAUAAUCGAGUUGUUAUCCCAGCAUCAAGCAACAAUUAGACUGUGCCUAUGGUUUAAGCACCUUUUGAAAUGAUUCAGCAAUGAUGUGUUACUGUCUACUUACUAGAAAGACUGAAUUGAUACUUGGAUUUGUAUCUUUAUUCCUGUGUGUUUUUUUUAAAAUAUGUACUUCAUAAGCAUUAUUGUUCCUCUUCCUCAGAGUUUACCCAGUUAACCAUUAUAUAAAAGGUAAACUGUUUAAAUAAAGGAGUAUGAAAAAAUGUGGAAAUUAGAAACCGUCAAUGAUUUAAGAAGAACUGGUUGGUGUAGGGAUGCAAAAGGAAUGUUUUGAUUUGAAUAGCAUAAGUGGAUUAACCAGGUGCCCAGGUGAAUCUUUUUCAAAGGAAAUGGGCUUUUUUUUCUGUGCUGUCAAUGGGAGAAAUGUGUAUUUAUAUAUCUUUUAUUUUUAAAAUAAAACCAGCCCUUUUCUCUGUUUUGUUAAAAUA